GUUAUAUUUUGAGUAAAAUAAAAAAUUGUAUUUAACAUCUAGGACCUACCCAAGUUCAAGGAGCUCAUCUUUGAGGACUUCUCUAGGUUCAUACUAGUAGAGAACAUCUUUGAGGAAGUGGUCCUGCAGUCAGUCAGCAAGGACAUCAUGAUGGCUGUGAAGGAAGCUGCGGUCCAGCGAAGGCACAACCUGUACAGAGACAGCAUGGUCCUGACCAACAGCGACCCCAACCUGCAUCUUCUGGGAGAGGACACCAUUGACUGGGCUGGCCAGUUUGGAGGAGGAAAAGGAGAGAGGCAAAGUGGAGAAGUGACCAACAGGAAACGCAAACAGAUUGUCUCCAUGAUCCACUUGGAUGGGAUGCCUCUGCCGUACGAGUCCUGCCAGGAAGUACCAGGAGUGGACGGCAUCCCAGAGGAGAAUGAAGGGCAGACAGAACAAGAUCUUCAAACAGAAAAGCCUGUGAACCCGAUCCAGCACGUACCCAUCAAGGAAGAACCAGGUUCUCCUGACAGUAUCAAUGAGAUCCGAGACCUCAUAAACCCUGUGCUGGAAGUUGUCGAACAAGAUGGCUCACAGUUGACCAAUGGGAUGUUGCCUUUGGAAGAAGGUGAUGAGGUAAAGCACAUCACAAUGGUAACGGAGAUCGUGCCAAGGGAGUCACCAAAAAAGAAUGACCUAGAUUCGGAUACUGCCCAGAUUGAACAGUCUUCAGAAGAGGAGCAGUGCGUAUCGGCCAUUGAAAGCGCCAUUCAACAGAUCGAGAUCGCCAUCCAGGAAGACCCCAGCGAGAACCUGAGCGAAGGCGCCAUCGACUCGGAUGGAGAAUUCGUUCAAACAUCUCCCAACUCCAGCCCUCUUCAUCACGAUGACAGUGGCUUUCAGUCCCCAGCCAAUGAGAAUGUAGAAGAAGUGGAGCCUCAGCCAAUCACAGAUGAAGUGGUGGACACAGAGCAAGUGAUGUUAACUCUGGUGGAGGAAGUGAAGAGUAGCAUCGAUUUAGACGCAAAGGCUCCUUGUGAUGCUUCGGAAAAGAAAUUGGAAGUCCAAAGAGAAAGUUGAAAGUGAGAGAUAAAACAUUUUACAAACUGAAAGUGUUUGCUGACACUCUUUUUCUUUUGCUUUUCAUUCAGCAACACUUCAUGGUUGAUUUAUUUCAGCCAAUUUGUUGUUAAUUUAAUUUUAUUUGAAUUUGGUUUUAUUUUUUGUUUUUCCCGUUCUUUUAUUUUAUGUAACUCAUGACUCCCACGCUAAUUACAAUGUGGCAGAGGUUUCAUAAACUGUCAUUAUCUUGUUAGACUGCGGUUUGGUUGAAGGUGGUGUAAACCGGCAUGCUUUUACCUCUUGACAUCAGUUGAGGAGGUUAGUAUUAUAACUAAAUCAAAUCUAUGGACUUCACCUGAAUGUAUUUAUAUGUACAGUGAGGUGGACUGGCGCGUUACAAUUGAUCUUUAAAGUACAGUGAUAUUUCAUAAGGGCCAACUGAAACAUUCAUCUUUUUUUUGCCUUCCGUUACUUGUGGAAUAUAUUUAAACACUAAUUGCACAUGUAUUCUUGCAGCUUCAUUAAGCACUUAAACAAUACUACAGAAACGUAAAUUAAAGCUUGCUUUUUAAUGCUUGUAGCCUUUGUGGUUUUAAAGUGAGCUAUUUCCUAUAAAAUGCAUCUCUGUGUAAAAAUGUGUCCUGUGACCCAGAUUCACAUCCUCCACCUAUUUACGUGCAUUAAGAUGGAAACCUCAUUACAGAUUGAGCUUCACGGCCAAGGUUUAAAGUAAGGUGUAUAAAAAUCCUCAGAAUCAGUUUGUAUUUUAGUUUAGUAGCUUUGUGGAUAAUUUGAGGAAUUCCGAGACCCCAUACAGGACUGGAGGGCAAAGGUUUUCUCUGGCAUGCAGCUGUGGGUUUUUUUUUUUUUUUUUUUUUUUUACUAAACUGUUAAUUCAUUACUGGAUAUAUUUAUGUUUUACCGUUUUCUGCUCGUGUAUCUAACAUUUUAGCUCCACACAUAUUUCACUGGUUAUUUAUUUUUAAAGUGUUGUGAUUAUUUUCUGCAUCUUCUGUUCCUUUUGCAAGGCAGCGAUGGAUAAAUAAAUGACUAUUAUUUUGAAA
This is a messenger RNA of Puntigrus tetrazona (Sumatra barb), 2108 nucleotides long. RefSeq lists its product as uncharacterized. The transcript has 2 exons. Lineage: Eukaryota; Metazoa; Chordata; Actinopteri; Cypriniformes; Cyprinidae. The coding region runs from base 148 to 1062 and encodes 304 amino acids. The record is from RefSeq and is a predicted model, not a curated record.